Messenger RNA from Fusarium poae, 792 nucleotides. RefSeq lists its product as uncharacterized. The record is from RefSeq and is a predicted model, not a curated record. Bases 1 to 792 code for a protein of 263 amino acids. The transcript is spliced from 2 exons. NCBI's taxonomy places the organism in Eukaryota, Fungi, Ascomycota, Sordariomycetes, Hypocreales, Nectriaceae.
AUGGCCACUGUAUCACAAGCCUGCAUCAAGGUGCCCGGCUUGAAUGCGAGGAUCACUAAUCGUGAUUUCACAAAGAGUCAUGAACUCUACACCAAACUGCCAGAAAUCCUCGAAUUAGCAAACCGGGAUCAACUUUCGGAGAGUGUCUUGAAUCAAAUCGGCGGACUGAUCAGGGAAAAUGGACUCGAGAGCUAUAUUGGCGUCCAUGAGUCCCAUUCACAUGGCUGCUUGGCUGAUGAUCAUGUGGUAAUCGGAGAAGACUUCGAAGAGCUUAACUGCCGCCGGGUUCAACAAGUACGGCUAUCGGAAUUGCGCCAGUCGAAUGCAUAUGGGCGAUUGUUUGCUCUUGACGAUGACGGUUUGCGUCCAUAUGAGUACCAACGAGGCACUAUUCCAAAGAACAUACCACCAGAGUUGGUCUCAAAAUUGAUACCACGAUUUAUUCACAUUAUGAGAACACACCAUCUCGGCAGUAUAAUUUCUCUCGAGAUCCUGAACGGAUUUUUUAGCGAGCCUACGUCAGAAAUCGUAUAUGGAAAUGAAGUUACGCAGUGGCCAUCCAAGCGUGUGGUGCAGCAAGGUCAAACUCGGACAACUGGCUUCAAAUUUUCAUCUGAGGGGCAUUCAGGCUCUUCAAAUUGGGUCGGGACUAGUGAAGGCCACAAGGCAGUCAUACCACCGCCAGCCUCGAAACAUCUGAACGUGUACGAGUUGGAGAGCCGGCUGGUUGAGGAAGGUAGACUAAUGCCUAGGAAAGUUCCAAGUCCGUGUCGUCUAAAGGCUCUCCUUUAA